This is a messenger RNA of Sapajus apella (tufted capuchin), 4992 nucleotides long. It is a transcript of the gene RBM25, whose product is annotated as RNA binding motif protein 25. Gene Ontology annotation, cellular component: spliceosomal complex. NCBI's taxonomy places the organism in Eukaryota, Metazoa, Chordata, Mammalia, Primates, Cebidae. The transcript has 17 exons. Gene Ontology annotation, molecular function: mRNA binding. The record is from RefSeq and is a predicted model, not a curated record. Gene Ontology annotation, biological process: mRNA processing; regulation of alternative mRNA splicing, via spliceosome. Bases 280 to 2766 code for a protein of 828 amino acids.
GUCAGAGCCACCAGCGGAGACGAUCUAUAUACGUUCUUCUCUAUGGUUCCGCGCUCCACGCCUCCGGCCGCAGUGCAUGCCGGGCAAGAGGAAGACCUCCAGCAGCUCCCCGCGCAGCGCGGCUGUGUUUGCGGCCUGUGCGAGUAGGCGCUUCUGCAUUCAGUCUCCUGGGCGAGCACCGCGCGGAAACCUCGAACCAGUGGAGCGCACUCGUAACCUGGAUCCCCGAAGGCCGCGAAGGCAGUACCGUUUCCUCAGCGGCGGACUGCUGCAGUAAGAAUGUCUUUUCCCCCUCAUUUGAAUCGCCCUCCCAUGGGCAUCCCAGCACUCCCACCAGGGAUCCCACCCCCGCAGUUUCCAGGAUUUCCUCCACCUGUACCUCCAGGGACCCCAAUGAUUCCUGUACCAAUGAGCAUUAUGGCUCCUGCUCCAACCGUCUUAGUACCCACUGUGUCUAUGGUUGGAAAGCAUUUGGGCGCAAGAAAGGAUCAUCCAGGCUUAAAGACUAAAGAAAAUGAUGAAAAUUGUGGUCCCACUACUACUGUUUUUGUUGGUAACAUUUCUGAGAAAGCCUCAGACAUGCUUAUAAGACAACUCUUAGCUAAAUGUGGUUUGGUUUUGAGCUGGAAGAGAGUACAAGGUGCUUCUGGAAAACUUCAAGCUUUCGGAUUCUGUGAGUACAAGGAGCCAGAAUCUACUCUCCGUGCACUCAGAUUAUUACAUGACCUGCAAAUUGGAGAGAAAAAGCUACUCGUUAAAGUUGAUGCAAAGACCAAGGCACAGCUGGAUGAAUGGAAAGCAAAGAAGAAAGCUUCUAAUGGGAAUGCAAGGCCAGAAACUGUCACUACCGACGAUGAAGAAGCCUUGGAUGAAGAAACAAAGAGGAGAGAUCAGAUGAUUAAAGGGGCCAUUGAAGUUUUAAUACGUGAAUAUUCCAGUGAGCUAAACGCCCCCUCACAGGAAUCUGAUUCUCACCCCAGGAAGAAGAAGAAGGAAAAGAAGGAGGACGUAUGUGUUCUGACAACAUAUCAUUUCUACAGUUUGUUUUUUAUGAUACUACUCUUAAGCUCUGAUUACAUGUCAGAUUUUGAAGGGAAAUCAAAACUGGAAGAAGAGAAAGGCAAAAAGGAAAAAGAAAGACAGGAAAUUGAGAAAGAACGGAGAGAAAGAGAGAGGGAGCGUGAAAGGGAACGAGAAAGGCGAGAACGGGAACGAGAAAGGGAAAGAGAACGUGAACGAGAAAAGGAGAAGGAACGGGAGCGGGAACGAGAACGGGAUAGGGACCGUGACCGGACAAAAGAGAGAGACCGAGAUCGGGAUCGAGAGAGAGAUCGUGACCGGGAUCGAGAAAGGAGCUCAGACCGUAAUAAGGAUCGAAGUCGAUCAAGAGAAAAAAGUAGAGAUCGUGAAAGGGAACGAGAGCGGGAAAGAGAGAGAGAGAGAGAACGAGAGCGAGAACGAGAACGGGAGCGAGAGAGAGAGCGAGAGAGGGAACGGGAGCGAGAAAGAGAAAAAGACAAAAAACGGGACCGAGAAGAAGAUGAAGAAGAUGCAUAUGAACGACGAAAACUUGAAAGAAAACUCCGAGAGAAAGAAGCUGCUUAUCAAGAGCGCCUUAAGAAUUGGGAAAUUAGAGAACGAAAGAAAACCCGGGAAUAUGAGAAAGAAGCUGAAAGAGAAGAAGAAAGAAGAAGAGAAAUGGCCAAAGAAGCAAAACGACUAAAAGAAUUCUUAGAAGACUAUGAUGAUGAUAGAGAUGACCCCAAAUAUUACAGAGGAAGUGCUCUUCAGAAAAGGCUGCGUGAUAGAGAAAAGGAAAUGGAAGCAGAUGAACGAGAUAGGAAGAGAGAGAAAGAGGAGCUUGAGGAAAUCAGGCAACGCCUUCUGGCAGAAGGGCAUCCAGAUCCAGAUGCAGAGCUCCAGAGGAUGGAACAAGAGGCCGAGAGGCGCAGGCAGCCACAAAUAAAGCAAGAGCCAGAAUCAGAAGAGGAAGAAGAAGAAAAGCAAGAAAAAGAAGAAAAACGAGAAGAACCCAUGGAAGAGGAAGAAGAACCAGAGCAAAAGCCUUGUCUCAAACCUACUCUGAGGCCCAUCAGCUCUGCUCCGUCCGUUUCCUCUGCCAGUGGCAAUGCAACACCCAACACUCCUGGGGAUGAGUCUCCCUGUGGUAUUAUUAUUCCUCAUGAAAAUUCACCAGAUCAACAGCAACCUGAGGAGCAUAGGCCAAAAAUAGGAUUAAGUCUUAAACUGGGUGCUUCCAAUAGUCCUGGUCAGCCUAAUUCUGUGAAGAGAAAGAAACUACCUGUAGAUAGUGUCUUUAACAAAUUUGAGGAUGAAGACAGUGAUGACGUACCCCGAAAAAGGAAACUGGUCCCCUUGGAUUAUGGUGAAGAUGAUAAAAAUGCAGCCAAAGGCACCGUAAACACUGAAGAAAAGCGUAAACACAUUAAGAGUCUCAUUGAGAAAAUCCCUACAGCCAAACCUGAGCUCUUUGCUUAUCCCCUGGAUUGGUCUAUUGUGGAUUCUAUACUGAUGGAACGUCGAAUUAGACCAUGGAUUAAUAAGAAAAUCAUAGAAUAUAUAGGUGAAGAAGAAGCUACAUUAGUUGAUUUUGUUUGUUCUAAGGUUAUGGCUCAUAGUUCACCCCAGAGCAUUUUAGAUGAUGUUGCCAUGGUACUUGAUGAAGAAGCAGAAGUUUUUAUAGUCAAAAUGUGGAGAUUAUUGAUAUAUGAAACAGAAGCCAAGAAAAUUGGUCUUGUGAAGUAAAACUUUUUAUAUUUAGAGUGUUCCAUUUCAGAUAUCUUCUUCACCACCCUUUUAAAGACUUCAAAUUUUUCUUUGUCUUCGAAGACAUUGUGAGAGCUGUAAUUUUUUUUUUAUUGUAGAAAAUGUGAAUUUUUUUGUCCUCUAAUUUGUUGCCCUGUGUACUCCCUUGGUUGUAAAGUCAUCUGAAUCCUUGGUUCUCUUUAUACUCACCAGGUACAAAUUACUGGUAUGUUUUAUAAGCCGCAGCUACUGUAUACAGCCUAUCUGACAUAAUCUUGUUCUGCUGAUUUGUUCCUUGUAAAUAUUAAAACGACUCCCCAAUUCUUUUGCAGAAUUGCACUUAAUAUUGAAAUGUACUGUAUAGGAACCAACAUGAACAAUUUUAAUUGAAAACACCAGUCAUAUCUAUUACCACCCCUACUCUCUUUUGAUCAGAAAUGGCAAGCCCUUGUGAAGGCAUGGAGUUUAAAAUUAGAAUGCAAAAAUUAGCAGACAAUCCAUUUCUACUGUAUUUCUGUAUGAAUGUGUUCUAUGAAUGUAUGUGUAAAAGUCUUUCUUUUCCCUAAUUUGCUUUGGUGGGGUCCUUAAAACAUUUCCUAACAGAAUUGUAAAGGAAAAGUUACAUUGUUCGAACCCAAAAUGUCUGGUAUAAUUAGGUUGUUAGUUUCUCAUAGCAUGGUAUUCUGGUGUAGUGAGCAACAGUCUGCUAACUGGAUGGGGUUUCCAUAUUAAUAAGCUGGCUGCUUCAGUUUCUCUUUUAAAGGAAUAUGGAUCAUAGUGAUUUUCCCCUUUAAUUUUAUUGCUCAGAAAUGAGGCAUACCCUAAAAUCCUGGAGAGUUGUAUUUAAUGCAUUUUUGCACUAAUUGGUCCUUAGUUUAAUUAUAUCCCUUUAUUUAACAAAAAAUUCAUUUCAAAAGUAUAAGUGAAAACCCCCUUUAGAACAAAACAAAAAAUGAAACUAGGCAAAUUGACAGACAAUGAGAGUUUUACAAACAUGAUAGGUAUUCUGCUUGGCAACUUACAAGUUAUAUUUACAUCUUAUUUAAGGAUGAAGGUAAAUCAUCAAGGUAAUUACCAACCACUAAUUUUUUUGUUUCAUUUUUGUCCUGUAGAAGGUUUAUAUCGUUUUGCCUUGGCUCAUUAGUGUUUAAAAAUGCACUGAUGAUGUGCUCAGAGAAAUUCCUGGGACUCUCUUUGUUGUAGAUCAGAAUUUCACCAGGGAGCAAAAUUACCUGAAAAUGUAACAAGUUUCAAACAGCUUUUCACACAAAUUAGUUGUAACUGUUCCCAUGUCUGAGUACUUAUUUAAAAGAAAGGUAAAGAUUGGCCUGUUAGAAAAGCAUAAUGUGAGCUUUGAAUUACUGGAUUUUUUUUUAAACACCUUGAGAGGACAUUUGAAAAAACUGUUCUUACACUUGAACCCUGACAUGGUUCCAUUAUGUAAAUAUUUCAAAUAUUAAAAAUGUAUAUAUUUGAUCCUGGGGACUCAUAUUCUUUCAGAAUCAUGUAAAUAAAUGGCAUCGUAUUAUAAUUGUGUGGUGCAUACUAGAAAACUUAGAAAUAUGGGCUGAGUUUUUUUAUGGACAUGAUUUUUAUGACUAUUGGUAUCUAAAGGUCAAGGAAGCCAUUUGCAUUAUUUUUGAUGGAUCUACUAUAUAUCUGCGGAAAUACCUCUUUUUAUUAUAUUUUGAAUUCUGGUUUCUCGAGGGAAAAUUUCGGAAAAGAUGCCCCUUGCCAUUUUCAAGUUUCUUUUUCAGCUUUUUCUCAGACACACCCCCAAGCUAAGAUCUUGUUUGAGCAAUUUAUUGUGUCUGUCUUUUUUUUUUUUUUAACAUACUACAAUUACUGUUUCUAAGGCAUCAUAUUAUGUUGUUUUUAUUUAGCCACUACUAACAUGAAGAUUUAUUCAGGUAGAUUUGAUUUCCUUUCCUUGGUUUCUUCUCCUGCUCUGUCAAGUAAACUUAUCCUAAAGGACCACUCUAAAAACAAAGCACAUCUCUUAAUCUGAAACCCUUAGGGAGGUAUACUAUGUACUGCAUAACAUCUCCAAUGAGGUUUAUGGUAGGACCUCUACUAAACAUAUGAGUUUGUGCAAGUUUAUGUAUUAAAGUUUCUGCUGCAGAGUGAAAAUUGCUACAGUUAAGUGGGGUAGAGACUGUUAAUCACUUAAUGCCAGUGUAAAUCAUGUUUUGUGACCAAGCUUCAGUAAAAGCCUUUAGAUUGUCA